This is a messenger RNA of Myripristis murdjan (pinecone soldierfish), 4855 nucleotides long. It is a transcript of the gene tnxbb, whose product is annotated as tenascin XBb. The record is from RefSeq and is a predicted model, not a curated record. The coding region runs from base 1 to 4788 and encodes 1595 amino acids. NCBI's taxonomy places the organism in Eukaryota, Metazoa, Chordata, Actinopteri, Holocentriformes, Holocentridae. Gene Ontology annotation, biological process: neuron projection development; regulation of cell adhesion. The transcript is spliced from 22 exons. Gene Ontology annotation, molecular function: protein binding.
AUGCCUCCCUUCAUCCCCAGCUUCCUCCUCAUCCUCCUCCUGGCUGGCCCCGCCCUCCUGACCCCAUCAACCUCUCAAGAGUUAGAGGUCAGGGGUCAAAGGACACCACGGGACACCAAGCAGGACUCCAUCAAGGUGGUGAUCACCGAGGGCUGCGCCACUCAGGGUGAUUCACCCGACUCAAGCCAAGGUAAAGAGGUAGACCUGGCCCCUGGUUCUCCCCUGGUCCUGACCCACCGGAUCAAACUGGUUCCAUCCGGUUCAGGGUCGGGCUCGUGCGGCUGCGAGGCCGACUUCGCUGCCUUGCGGGAGCGGCUGGAGCGCCUGGAGAGGGAGGUGUCGGCCCUCAGAGAGAAAUGUGGAGGAGCCGAGGGAGGCUGCUGCACCUCCAAGGAGAGCAAAGGUGCAGGCUGUUCCAUUAAGCCGGGCGUAGACGAAUGUCCCAACGAGUGCAGUGACCAGGGUCGCUGUGUGGACGGCAAGUGCGUCUGCUUCCCAGGCUUCAGCGGACCGGACUGCAGCCAGUCCAACUGUCCCGGCAACUGCAAUGACAACGGGAGGUGUGUGAACGGACAGUGCGUGUGCGACCCUGGUUUCUCUGGUCCGGACUGCUCGCAGAGAGGCUGCCCCGACAAUUGCAACAACCGGGGAAGGUGUGUGAAUGGCAGGUGUGUGUGCGACAGCGGCUUCACAGGUCCUAGUUGUUCAGAUGAAUCCUGUCCCGGAAACUGCAACAACAAGGGCCGCUGCGUCAACGGACAGUGCGAGUGCGAUCCUGGGUUCACGGGCCCCGACUGCUCCAAAAGAGCUUGUCCCAAUAACUGCAACAACCGUGGAAGGUGUGUGAACGGACGGUGUGUGUGCGACAGCGGCUUCACCGGAUCCGACUGCUCAGAGAAUUCCUGCCCGGGAAAUUGCAACAACAGGGGGCGCUGCGUCAACGGACAGUGCGUUUGCGAUCCUGCGUUCACCGGGCCAGACUGUUCCGAAAGCGCCUGUCCCGACAACUGCAAUAACCGAGGAAAGUGCGUGGACGGUCAGUGUGUCUGCAACCCCGGUUUUACAGGGCCCGACUGCUCAGCCAAAGCUUGCCCCAACAACUGCAGCAACCGUGGGAAGUGUGUAAACGGGAAGUGUGUUUGUGACGUGGGCUUCGCUGGGCCGGACUGCGCUGGCAAGGGCUGUCCCAACAACUGCAAUAACAAAGGUCGGUGUGUCAAGGGGAAGUGUGUGUGCCGGCGUGGGUUCACCGGACCGGACUGCAGCCAGUGUGAGGCGGGAAUGACCGGACCCAACUGCGAUACCGUCAUGUCGGGUGUGUCCCAGCUGAGCACGCAGGACAUCACAGAGACGUCUGUCACUCUGAUCUGGACUCCGCCCCCCGUCCAGUACGACACGUACCACCUCACCUUCACCAGCCAGAAAGAGAUUGACCAGCAGAUCACAGUCCAGGUGGAGGGCAGCCUGACCACAUUCACCCAGACAGGCCUGGCAGCCGGUCAGGAGUACACCGUCACCGUCACCGGGGAGAUAGACGGCAGGAUGGGCGCUGAGAGCUCCACCGAGUUCAUUACCCUCAUCUCCGGUCCCACUAACCUCGAAGUUGUGAAGACGACCACCACCUCUACAGUGGUCCAAUGGGAGCAAUCACAGGGCGAGAUUGACAGGUAUCGCUUGACCGUCUCACCCAAUGAUGGCGUAGGCAGGAGUCAAGAAAUUACCGUCCCAUCUGGCAGAGACUCCGCCCAGAUCGCGCAGCUGGAGGCGGGGCGUUUGUAUGACAUCAUACUUGUGGCAGAGAAGGGCAGCAGUCAGAGUCAACCAGUAACCACCCAAGUAACUCCUGGGAAGACAUUUCCGAGGGUAUCCACGGCAGCUGUAACCAUGCAGGUUACACCAGCACCAGGACAAGACAUCGAUAACAGAGAGCAAGCAUCAAACCUAGCACCUGAUGAAGCAGUCUUUGACCAUCAGGGGAGGAGGGAGGAUGGAAGUGAAGUGGAUCCUGGAAAAGCAGACUCUUCAGCCACCAUAAUAGCCAGAACUAAACCCCUGCCCAGCAAAAAAGAUGGCACCAUCCCAAAGCUAGGACAAAGACCCGUAUUGCCAAGGAAGCCAAAUGCCCCAGGCUUAUUACGUCCUAAUGCAACCAGAAUCGGACCUGGAGGGAAAAAGGUUGGGCCGGGUCCUUUGAAAAAGCUCCCAGGCCGGAGUCCUUUACAUGUGGUGAAGAAGAAGCCACCUGUAGUAACCAAAAAGCCUAAACCAGAGUCUCCCAUUGUAGGAGACAGGACGAUAGCUUUGACUGUGAGAGACCCCAACAGAGAGCCAUCAAGUGCUGAGAGUAGAGCUGGUGAAAAUCCAGCUAUGAUAGUUCCAGUUGGGACUGAUUCUGUGACAAAUGACCAAGGGGUCUCCAAGGAACCAAGUCUUGGCUCAAAAGAGCAACCAGAUGAUGGCAUGGCAACCCAGGGAACUGAUGGGGCUGUGAGAGAAAGUGCAGAGCCCACUGGGACUACUCACACCCCUGAGAAGAAAUGUAUGAACAAAGUUAAGACUCACAGCACUAUCACCAUCAGUGUCAUCAUCUUUAGCAUCGUCUUCCCUAGCUUCAUCUUCAUCAGCACCACCACCACCACCAUUACCAUCAAAAGUAACAUCGUCAUUGUCAACACCAUCAUUAUCACCAUUACCAUCAUCAUCACCACCACCAUCAUCAUUACCAUCAUUGUCAUUGAUACCAUCAGCAUCAUCAUCUCCCUCCAGCUCAGAAAAAUUAGAUUCAGCUCAGGGGAACCUCUGGACUAUGUAGGAGUGAGAGAUGUGACCCCAGAUGGAUUUACACUCAUCUGGGAUGCACCAGAAGGGAAGUACAAAAACUUUGUUGUAACUGCGCAAGAGCAAGGUAAAAAAGACAAACGGCCAAAGGAGAAGGAGAGGAAGGAGGAACAGGGACAUCAAGUAGAGGAGGAAGACUCUGAGAGGAGGGAGGAUACGAAGGAAGAGGGGGAAGGGAGGCAAGAAACAACCAAAGGCGUAGCAUCGGCAACUGAAAGCACCAACAAAGAAAAUGUAAUUCCAGAAAGUGACGUCUCGCACCAUCCAACAGUCCACAGCAGCACAACAGCCAAACCGGCAACAGGAAGUCAAGGCAAAACCUUCAAAAAGGUUCUUCCAGGUUCAGCUCGCUUUCUUCCAUUUGAGAGCCUCACUCCAAAGACCGAGUACACCGUGACCUUGCUCGGAAAGGGGCCUGGCCUUCUGUCCAGACUGCACAAGCUUGUCAUCAGCACAGGCCCGGAGCCUCCUACCAACCUGGUGUUCAGUGAGCUGACAGAAAACUCCCUGACGGUGUCCUGGACCAAACCCAGCAGCGCCGUCAGCGGCUUCAAGGUCACCUACACGCACACGGAGGACGGGGAGCCGGUGUCCGUGUCCGUGGACUCGCAGGACUCCACCCUCGGCCUAUCACGGCUCGCCCCGGGCUCCUCCUAUGAGGUCAGCGUCAUCUCCGUCCUCGGAUUGGACGAGAGCGACCCGAUCAAAGACUUUGUCAUGACUCUUCCUGACCCACCUACGGACCUGCGGGCCAUAAACGUCACCGAAACCAAGGCCCUGUUACUAUGGCGACCAGCACUGGCCACGGUCGACAAGUACGCCAUCGUUUACGGCACGGGGAAAGGUGAGCGGUGCUGCGACGACCUGAGGAUCACCGUGUCUGGAAACGCAGCCGAGCAGCAGCUGAGCGGCCUGGAGGGCUCCACCACCUACACCGUGACCAUCACCAGCCAGCUGGGCAGCCUGAACAGCGCGCCCGCCACCACCACCUUCACCACCGCCAGCGGGUCUGGGAGAGAUGGCGAGGGGCCGCGGGACCUCCAGGCCAGCCAGGUGACCCCUCGCACCGCCCUGUUGACAUGGAAACCUCCCUCGACCGCCGUGGGCAGCUACAGGCUGACCUAUCAGGCUGAAGGUCAAGAGAUGAAGGAAGUGAUCGUCGACGCCACGGCGACGGAGUACAAACUGAGCCGGCUUCACCCCGGAUCCAGAUACACGGUGCAGCUGCAGGGCGAGAGCGGCGGACGCUACACCGCCGCCGUCUCCACAGAGUUCACCACAGGCAGCCUGCGGUUCCCCUUCCCCACCGACUGCUCCCAGGAGCUGCUCAACGGCAUCACCGAGUCGGGGGAGGCCGAGAUUUUCCUCCACGGCCAAGACGGCACGCCGCUGCCCGUCUACUGCGACAUGGAGACGGACGGAGGCGGCUGGACGGUCUUCCAGAGGAGGAAGGACGGCUCGGAGGAUUUCUUCAGGAAGUGGAAAGAGUACGUCAAAGGAUUUGGAAAUCGGAGCGGGGAGUUCUGGCUGGGCCUUGACGCGAUCCACAACCUGACAGCCAUGACCAGGAUGAGUCUGCGCGUCGACCUGCGAGCCGCCAACGACUCGGCGUUCGCCAAAUACUCCACCUUCGAAGUCGGAAGGAAGAACUACAAGCUGACUGUGGGCGGGUACAGCGGCACUGCAGGCGACUCCAUGUCCUACCACAACACCCGGCCCUUCUCCACCAAAGACCGCGACCUGAUGCCCUUCAUCACCCGCUGUGCCAUGUCCUACCGGGGCGGCUGGUGGUACAAGAACUGCCACGAGGCCAACCUCAACGGCCGAUACGGCGUCGACGUCCAGCAUCAGGGAAUCAUCUGGACGACCUGGAAAGGAAAGGAGUUCUCCAUCCCCUUCGCUGAGAUGAAGAUGCGGCCAGCGGCCUUCUAUCCCCCCAGCCGAGGAUAAGAGAGAGAGGGAGAGAGAGAGAGAGAGAGAGAGAGAGAGAGAGAGAGAGAGAGAGAGAGAAGGAGAG